AUGGAAUUUCAGAUUGGUGAGAAAGUUCUUCUUAAAGUGUCACCCAUAAAGGGGCUGAUGAGAUUCAUCAAGAAGGGAAAGCUCAGUCCUUGCUACAUUGGCCCCUUUGAAAUCCUUGAUUAUGUAGGGCUAGUGGCUUAUAGGUUAGCUUUACUAGCUAGCCUAUCUAGAAUCCAUCCAGUUUUCCAUGUGUCUAUGUUCAAGAAGUACCAUGGGGAUGUUGCUUAUAUCAUCAAGUGGGAAUCAAUCUUGUUAUACAAGGAUCUUCAAUAUAAGGAAGAACAUAUUGUGAUUCUAGAUCAUGAUGUCCGUAAGAUGAAUACCAAAGAGAUUAAAUCAUCUAAGGCUCAAUGGAAGCAUCAUACGGUGGAGGAAGCUACUUGGAAAAUUGAGAAGGACAUGCGAGACAAAUAUCCCUAG
Solanum dulcamara is the source of this 420-nucleotide messenger RNA. RefSeq lists its product as uncharacterized. NCBI's taxonomy places the organism in Eukaryota, Viridiplantae, Streptophyta, Magnoliopsida, Solanales, Solanaceae. The record is from RefSeq and is a predicted model, not a curated record. The transcript has a single exon. Bases 1 to 420 code for a protein of 139 amino acids.